AUGAGUUUAUCAGAUAUUCAAAGAGGUAAAUACCUCAUUGAAGUAGGUCAAACCUAUGAUGAAAGGGGCGACUAUCAGAAAGCAUUACAAUAUUAUACAGAUGGUGUAGAGAAAUUGAUACAUCUUUGCAAAGCAUCAAAAGAAUUAAAAGAAUAUGUUUCAUUGUAUCUUGGUAGAGCUGAAUACUUGAAAGCAACAAUGAUGAAUCAAUUACAACAUAACAACAUCAGUUCAUUCUCUGAUCAUCUUUCUACUUUGUCCUUGGCUGAAGAACAACAACAAAGACUGCAACAACAACAACAACAACAAUCGAUUCCAUUAUAUUCAAGUUUCUUUUGGAAAAGUAGUAACAAGGUGCAUAUUGACCCAGACUAUGGAUACAGUCUAUCCAAAGACGACAAUGGAAGAGAAAUUAUAGACGUUGAUCAUGUUGCACCAAAGACAUCAACAACGACAUCAACAACAACAAAUAAUUCUAGGCCACUUUCAAUAUCACUUACAACUUCACCAACUAGGAAACUAACACAAUCAACUGCGCAUUCAUCAACUGUAAAUCAACAACCUAAAACUAAUAGUGUAAAAUCAACAACAUCAACAUCUAUAUCAUCUCCAUCACGUGUAAAUAAUAAUAAUUCAACUACUAAACCUACAACACCAACAAAGGCAACAACUGUCUCAUCAACACCAAUUUUAUCAAAUACUUUAAAUAAUUCAAGACUUUAUAAAUCUGCACCAACUUUUAAACCUCCUGCUUCUGCCAGUACCAUUCAUAGACCACUGAGUGGUACUACAUCACCGAUACCAGAUAUUAAAGGUGUUGACAAGGCGGCAAUAUCAAUCAUUAUGAAUGAAAUUAUGGAUAUGAAACACCCAGUGACGUGGGAUGAUGUAGUUGGUUUGGAUAAAGUAAAACAAUCAUUAAUCGAGGCUGUAAUAUUACCAGGUCUCAGACCAGAUGUAUUUGUAGGUCUGAGAGCACCACCAAAAGGUCUUUUACUCUUUGGACCACCUGGCAAUGGCAAGACAAUGAUAGCAAAGGCAGUGGCCUUUGAAUCAAAAGCAACUUUUUUCAGUAUAUCAGCAUCAUCUUUGACGAGUAAAUACGUUGGAGAAGGAGAGAAACUGGUACGUGCACUCUUUGGUGUUGCCUCUUAUUAUCAACCAUCGAUUAUCUUUAUCGAUGAAAUCGACUCGCUACUGACUGAACGGUCGUCAGAGGAAUCAGAAGCCACACGAAGACUAAAGACUGAAAUACUUGUACAAUUUGACGGUGUAAAGACAUCGGGUAGCGAAAGAGUGUUGGUGAUGGGCGCAACCAACCGUCCCGAGGAAUUGGACGAAGCUGCACUUAGAAGACUGGUCAAACGUAUCUAUGUAGGAUUGCCAGAGUUGGAGACAAGAAAACAAAUCAUUUCACAUUUGCUUCGAGACCAAAAACACUCCAUCACAGCGUCGCAAUUGACCACGCUUGCCAAAGCAUCCGAUGGAUACAGUGCGUUUGAUCUCAGCGCACUUUGUAAAGAUGCUGCCUAUGAACCAAUCAGAGAACUUGGCAUGGAGAUUAGAGAUUUAAAUACCAGUCAAAUUCGUCCAAUCAAUCUAAAGGAUUUUAAAAAUUCUUUAAAACAAAUUCGUCCCUCUGUAUCUCAACAAAGCUUAGUUGCCUAUGAAGAAUGGAAUUCAAAAUAUGGUACUCUUUAA
This is a messenger RNA of Cavenderia fasciculata, 1701 nucleotides long. Its product is annotated as AAA ATPase domain-containing protein. The record is from RefSeq and is a predicted model, not a curated record. Gene Ontology annotation, cellular component: microtubule cytoskeleton. Lineage: Eukaryota; Evosea; Eumycetozoa; Acytosteliales; Cavenderiaceae. The transcript has 2 exons. Gene Ontology annotation, molecular function: ATP hydrolysis activity; ATP binding. The coding region runs from base 1 to 1701 and encodes 566 amino acids.